CAUCUGGUGUUAUUCAAAUAUUCUGUAGCUUCCAAAAUGACUAGUAUUCAAUAUGGAUUCAAAAAUCUCGAGAAAACAUCAAUCCCGAUAGGAUCAAAAAAGCAAUAUUGUAUAGUGUCUCUGCGACGCUGUCACCUUCAUGAGGAUCAAUAAGAAUCCGUUCCUUGGUUUUGCUCUCUCUCUUGUCAUUUAUGGCAAUACACACGUUAGAGGAGAUCUGAUCUGUACUACAACGCCCUCUGGUGUGCACCAAGUAGAACCAGGAAGCACGCUGAACCUCACGUGUUUCGGUAGACCUAGAUCAGGACAAGUAUUAGUCUGGUUCAAGGAUGGAAAAACCAUCACAAGUAACGUCACAAGUAUCCAAAAGCCAGGGUCAAAGGUCAGGUCGAUGGUGACCUUGAUACAGAACGCGUCGACUGCAGAUUCUGGGAGAUAUGAAUGUCGAGACCAGGGAGGGAGCAGCCAUGAUGUCUGUGAAUGGAGGCUGGAUGUAUUUGCUCCUCCUUCCAUAAAACUCAUCAGCCCAAGCUCUGAGAAUAUGAUAGGUGCUACUUUGAUGAUAAAUUGCAAGGCAUCCGGCUAUCCGUUACCCGUCUACAAGUGGCUUUUCAACGGCCUUGAAGUGACAAAUCACACAGGUAUUGGUCCAAUUUAUAAACCGUACCUAAAAGUUAAAAGCAAGCAGCAUGAAUCAAAUUUGAGAAUACAACUGGCGACCAGGAAUAACAAUGGAAAUUAUACCUGCAUUGCAAGCAACAGCAGAGGACAGGACGAGAAGAAUACAGCCAUGGUGUUCAGAAACCCUGUACCACUCGUGCAUAUAGCAAAWUACAUGGUUUUCAAAUCAAGGCGGGAGAAUGUCAGUCUACGAUGCUUGGUCUCUGAUAUCUUUCAGACGCGAACUAUAGUUACUUGGACACACAACAAUCGUCAGUUGGUUGGUCACAAGGAACAUUUCUUCGAUAACAACACCGUGGUAUCGAUGCUAAGGAUCCAUAACGCUUCAGACGAAGAUGUUGGGGUGUACUGGUGUCAUGUUAAAGUGUUAAAUAUGAAGGAGAGAGGCAACACGCGACUCAUUCGGGCAGAAGAAGGAUUACCAUCAGUCGUGACAGAACAGCCCAUCGUCACGUCGCGAUUGGGCAAACGUCUAACACUGUUUUGCACUGUGACGUACCCAAGAUACGAUGUGAUCAACACGACCUCUUGGACCAAGAACGGCUCUGUAUUAUCUCAUCCUUAUACUUCUGGCUACAGCACCAUGGAGACCCCUGAAAAUAACUCCAAAAUGUUUUCGUUGACUAUUAAGAACUUUACACUUGAUGAUGUGGGAACGUACGUAUGUAGGGCCGAGACAACGACCGGGACCAACUGGACUUCGAUUGAAGUACAGAUCCAAAGCCAUACAGUUCAAAAACAACUUUCAUCUUCCGAGGCUCGUGUUCCAACAUUCUCUCUUGAUAUCAUAUUCCUGGUGGCAGCGCUGGGCUCAAUCUUUGCUCUCGCGACAGUCAUUACCAUUCGUUAUCUAUACAGAGUGAAGCCUAAAAAACUGGCUGCCAGAAAUAAGCACUGUGGCUCAUCCCAUGAGUACAAAUAUGAAUCAUUCUUAUCCUUCAGUAACCAAGACUGUAAAUGGACCACAACAUAUCUCAUCCCUCUUCUCGAUAAAUACUCUUUCAAGUAUUGCGUCACCAGAAAAGAUUUCGAAGUCGGUAAAGCCAUGAUAGAAAACAUUGCAGACAGCAUCUAUCAAAGUCGCACAGUCAUUGCUAUUGUGUCGAAAAACUUCAUGAAAAGUAAUCAUUGCCAGCAGGAACUAGAUCUGGCACUGUAUAAAAGUGCUGAGCUGGAUGACGGGUCUCUCAUAGUUAUUAGGAUUGAUAGCAUCGAGAAAAGUCUGUUACCAAAAGCGUUAAGGAACAGAACAUUUCUGGACUAUGCAGACAUGGAGGAAAGGAAACAUUGGGAAAGAAGAUUGUUGAAAUGUUUACUUUCUCAUACGAGAAACAGUACAGAAUGAUUUGAAAGAAAAUCUCGGAGAAAUUCAGAAAUUCAGGAAUUAAUGGAACCUAGGCAUGAAAUUGAGUUUGUUCUGUGAGUUCUGUGCGUUGGCUUUCAGAAAUACAUACUGUGUCAACGCCAAGCAAACCGGCAAUAUAAUAGGGCGAUUUUGGUUAACCUGUGAAAUAGAAUAGACCAACUACAGUGGAUUAUCUAUUAAAAUAUAUAAUCCCUGAAAUAGAUAGUAUGUACUUAUAGAGUUUUAUGGUAGAUCUCAUAGGCUUUUCGGUGUAUUUGCGAAUUACACAUUGUUAACAAAUAAUGUUUGUUUCACGACGAGUUACGUAAAAUCACUCUAAGGCCUCUUCCAUACUUAUCCUAUUAUUACGGCAUGUUCAAAGUCCGAAUCAGUCUCAAAAGCAUAUCAUUUCUAUCCAGUUGUGCCAAAGGCAGAUCCCGGAAUUUGUUAGGGGUGUGUCCCAAAUGAAUUUAAAAAAAAUAGAGAUCAGUAUUAUGCAUCGUAUGUAAUUACAGCGUUAUCGGGUUGUCCGGCAUACCGCAGGACACCCACUGGGUCCCCCCUGUGUACAAUAGCGUCAUGUUGUAGAUUGUAUUUUUGGUCACCGAAAUCAGCUUCAAACACUUUCCAAACCAGGUAUGUUCACAUGUUUUUUGUGCUCAAACACUUGGCGCCCAAAAUCAAAAAUCUGAUCUGAGAUCUUGACGAAGAAAUGACGUCACUGCAAAACUAAGGUUGUCAUGAAGCCUGUGAAAAAUGACCAGUGAAACUACUUAAAAACAUGUCCGCCGUUUUCUGCAAUAAAAAUAUAAAACGCA
Messenger RNA from Actinia tenebrosa (Australian red waratah sea anemone), 2844 nucleotides. RefSeq names its product contactin-5. The record is from RefSeq and is a predicted model, not a curated record. Lineage: Eukaryota; Metazoa; Cnidaria; Anthozoa; Actiniaria; Actiniidae. Gene Ontology annotation, biological process: signal transduction.